This is a messenger RNA of Cryptococcus amylolentus CBS 6039, 2021 nucleotides long. RefSeq lists its product as hypothetical. The coding region runs from base 210 to 1931 and encodes 573 amino acids. The record is from RefSeq and is a predicted model, not a curated record. Gene Ontology annotation, molecular function: protein binding. NCBI's taxonomy places the organism in Eukaryota, Fungi, Basidiomycota, Tremellomycetes, Tremellales, Cryptococcaceae. The transcript is spliced from 3 exons.
GAGACUUUCUCAAAGAACUGCCUAUCGAACUGUCACUGCAUAUUCUGAGCUUUGUCGACGAUCCCAAAACACUGGCCCGGUGCGCUCAAGUCUCUCACUACUGGAAUGCCUUGCUGCAAGACGACGCCACCUGGCGCUACCACUUUUCCCUGCACCACCUCCCCGACGGCCCCGCAUCUCUAGCAGCCCUCGCGAGCUACAGUCCCUUCAUGAAGCGCCGCACCGCCGAAAAGGAAAAGAGCCGUUCGUCCAGCACGCCCAAGAGGCUCACGCCUUUUGGUAUCGAAAAGCGAAUUGCCAACCUUCCUGUUGCCAAGCCGCUGCCUAUACCGGGCAACACCUAUCAAUCCAUCGUGGCGCUUUCGUAUCUUUCAAAGACCAACUGGACCACUGGUGGUCUCUUGCUCGCCAAACACGUCUCUAUCGACGAUAGCGUUGUCACCAGCCUCUGCAUGGACGAUAGUUUUAUCGUCGUUGGUAUGGCCAACCAUGCCAUACACGUGUUCAACGCCGAGUCUGGAGCGUGGAUGCGAGCGCUUGAAGGGCAUGCUGCAGGCGUUUGGGCCAUGGUGCUCGUUUCUGCAAACGUCGCAGACAAUGAAGAGGAGCCAGACGAACGUGUCGGGACAGAGACGCCGCCGAGUUGGUACCAGCCUCAACCGGCAUCUGGAGCGUACAGGGACAAUGGGCAGUCGCGGAGAUCGUCAUUCACGGGUGUUGCAGCGGCGGAGAGAAUACCGCCAUUGGGCAACCCCAUGGGCGGCUCAAGACCCAGCAGCGUCAUGGGCUAUUCUUCCCUCGGGCAAUUCGAUUACCCCUCCGACCCCCAGGCGGGCAGCAGCUCGCAUCGCCGGGCGUCCCCUCCACCUCCGCCUUCCCCGGGAUCGACAAGGAAGAAGAGACGGGAAGGAGGAGGAGGGAGCGAUGUGACUGGGAGUAUAAAGGGCUGGCCCGGGCUUGAUUAUAAUAUGGCGGUCAGUGGGGGGUGUGAUAGGGAUAUCAAGGUGUGGAAUGUGGAUACCGGGGAAUGUAUCCAUACCAUGACCGGCCACACUUCUACCAUCCGAUGUCUCAAAGUCCUUCCCAGUCGACCCAUCAUCGUCUCUGGAUCCCGCGACAAUACCAUCCGUGUAUGGAACCUGGAGACUGGAGAAGAAUUGCAUACUUUGAGGGGACAUGCGGGGAGUGUGCGGUGUGUGGAGGUCUGGGAUCUGGGAGAGGAAGGCGGGGGCGGUAGGGCUGUUAGUGGAAGCUAUGAUCAUACUGCGAGAGUGAGUCGUGCUCUGCCCAUCUGCCCACAAGCUGAUAUCACCCAGCUAUGGAACCUCGAAACCGGCGAAUGUCUCCAAGUCUUCUCCGGCCACUACGCCGAAAUCUACUCUAUCGCCUACAACGGCUUCACAGAUACCAUCAUCACCGGUUCCCUCGACUGCACCGUGCGCGUCUGGAAAGCCUCCACCGGCGAGUGCCUCGCCCUCCUCCAAGGCCACACCGCCCUCGUGGGCCAGCUCCAACUCGAAGGCAACCGUCUCAUCACCGGCGGCUCCGACGGCCGCGUCAUCAUAUUCGACCUCACCUCAUACACCUGCAUCCACCGUCUUUGCGCGCACGACAAUUCCGUCACGACCCUUCAGUUCAACCAUCAGUUCAUCCUCUCCGGCGGGAACGAUGGAAGAGUAAAGCUGUGGGAUCUGCAUUCGGGGAGGUUCGUGAGGGAGCUGACGAAACCGUGUGAUGCGGUUUGGCGCGUUGGGUUCAGGGGGGAUAGGGUGGUGGUGCUUUGUCAGAGGGAUGGGAAGACGAGUUUGGAGGUUGUCAGUUUUAGGGUUGGGGAGGGGGAGAAGGCGAAAAAGAAGAGUAGACCGGAGGGGUCGGGUUCGCGCAGGGGCGGAGUGGAGAGGAUGCGCAAGUUAUCAUUGCCUUUAAUCUAGGUCUUGUCUUUGGGUGUUGACUCGAAUUGAGUGGUUGUCAUCUUUGUAAUAUCUUUCAUACACAUGUUUGUUCAAUGCUAUUUGUUUGUU